Messenger RNA from Condylura cristata (star-nosed mole), 3748 nucleotides. It is a transcript of the gene FIG4, whose product is annotated as FIG4 phosphoinositide 5-phosphatase. The transcript has 23 exons. Gene Ontology annotation, biological process: phosphatidylinositol dephosphorylation. Gene Ontology annotation, cellular component: intracellular membrane-bounded organelle. NCBI's taxonomy places the organism in Eukaryota, Metazoa, Chordata, Mammalia, Eulipotyphla, Talpidae. The coding region runs from base 214 to 2934 and encodes 906 amino acids. The record is from RefSeq and is a predicted model, not a curated record. Gene Ontology annotation, molecular function: phosphatidylinositol-3,5-bisphosphate 5-phosphatase activity.
UGGAGGUGGCAGGCGGGACGUGCAGAGAUACGGAAACACCGGAAUUAUGGCCGGUCACCUCAAUCUUUAGUGCCCAGACAGUGCUCAUCCUAGCUCUCUUGCUGUGCAGAGGGUGAGGUGACGUCUCCCGGACCUCCUGUGGUAUCCCGGCGGCUGCUGCAACCUGGGUUGUGGCCUGGUGCCCUGUUGCGGUGGCCAGCAUUUGUUCUAGCCAUGCCCGCGGCCGCCGCCCCCAUCAUCAGCUCGGUCCAGAAGCUCGUUCUGUACGAGACCAGAGCUAGAUAUUUCCUAGUGGGGAGCAAUCAUGCAGAAACAAAAUACCGUGUUUUGAAAAUUGAUAGAACAGAACCGAAAGAUUUGGUCAUAAUUGAUGAUAGGCAUGUAUAUACUCAACAAGAAGUGAGAGAACUUCUUGGCCGCUUGGAUUUAGGAAAUAGAACAAAGAUGGGACAGAAAGGAUCUUCUGGAUUGUUUCGAGCUGUUUCAGCUUUUGGUGUUGUAGGUUUCGUCAGGUUUUUAGAAGGCUAUUAUAUUGUGUUAAUAACUAAAAGAAGAAAGAUGGCAGAUAUUGGUGGUCACACAAUAUAUAAGAUUGAAGAUACAAAUAUGAUCUAUAUACCCAAUGAUUCUGUACGGAUUACUCAUCCUGAUGAAGCCAGGUAUCUACGGAUAUUUCAAAAUGUGGACCUAUCCAGUAAUUUUUAUUUUAGUUACAGCUAUGAUUUGUCCCACUCACUUCAAUAUAAUCUCACGGUCUUACGAAUGCCCCUGGAGAUGUUGAAGUCAGAAAUGACCCAGACUCGCCAGGAGACUUUUGACAUCUUUGAAGAUGAAGGAUUAAUUACACAGGGUGGCAGCGGUGUAUUUGGGAUCUGUAGCGAGCCUUAUAUGAAGUAUGUAUGGAAUGGUGAACUUCUGGAUAUAAUUAAAAAUAAUGUGCAUCGUGACUGGCUAUUGUAUAUUAUUCAUGGGUUCUGUGGGCAGUCAAAGCUAUUGAUCUACGGUCGACCAGUGUAUGUCACCCUAAUAGCUAGAAGAUCCAGUAGGUUUGCUGGGACUCGUUUUCUAAAGAGAGGUGCAAACUGUGAGGGUGAUGUUGCAAAUGAAGUGGAGACAGAACAAAUACUCUGUGAUGCUUCUGUAAUGUCUUUUACUGCAGGAAGUUAUUCUUCGUAUGUACAAGUUAGAGGAUCAGUUCCUUUGUACUGGUCUCAGGACAUUUCAACUAUGAUGCCUAAGCCACCUAUUACAUUGGAUCAGGCAGAUCCAUUUGCACAUGUGGCUGCCCUUCACUUCGAUCAGAUGCUACAGAGAUUUGGCUCGCCCAUCAUCAUUUUGAAUUUAGUGAAGGAACGAGAGAAAAGAAAGCAUGAGAGAAUCCUGAGUGAAGAACUUGUAGCUGCUGUGACAUACCUCAACCAGUUUUUGCCUCCUGAGCACACUAUUGUCUAUAUUCCUUGGGAUAUGGCCAAGUAUACUAAAAGCAAACUAUGUAAUGUUCUUGAUCGACUGAACGUGAUUGCAGAAAGUGUGGUGAAGAAAACAGGUUUCUUUGUAAACCGCCCCGAUUCCUACUGCAGCAUCUUGAGGCCAGAUGAAAAGUGGAAUGAACUAGGAGGAUGUGUCAUCUCCACUGGCCGCCUUCAGACUGGCGUUCUUCGGACCAACUGUGUAGACUGUUUGGAUCGCACUAACACAGCGCAGUUUAUGGUGGGGAAAUGUGCUCUGGCUUACCAGCUGUAUUCCUUGGGAUUGAUUGACAAACCUAAUCUCCAAUUUGAUACAGAUGCAGUUAGGUUAUUUGAGGAACUGUAUGAAGAUCAUGGAGAUACCCUGUCCCUUCAGUAUGGUGGUUCUCAACUUGUUCAUCGUGUAAAAACCUACAGAAAGAUAGCACCAUGGACUCAGCACUCAAAAGACAUCAUGCAGACCCUAUCUAGAUAUUACAGCAAUGCUUUCUCAGAUGCUGAUAGACAAGAUUCCAUUAAUCUCUUCCUGGGAGUUUUCCAUCCUGUAGAAGGAAAACCUCAUCUCUGGGAACUCCCAACAGAUUUUUAUUUGCAUCACAAAAAUACAAUGAGACUUUUACCAACAAGAAGAAGGUAUUUUACUUACUACACUAAGAAACUAAAGCCACUUCCACAUGAGUUCGAUGCCCUUAUUUGUGCUACAAACUUAAAGAAGUUGAUGGUGAAGAAAUUUCACAAAUAUGAAGAAGAGAUUGACAUCCACAACGAAUUCUUUCGACCAUAUGAAUUGAGUAGUUUUGAUGAUACCUUUUGCUUGGCUAUGACAAGUUCAGCACGCGACUUCAUGCCCAAGACAGUUGGCAUUGACCCAAGUCCAUUCACUGUGCGUAAACCAGAUGAAACCGGAAAAUCAGUAUUGGGAAACAAAAGCAACAGGGAAGAAGCUGUAUUACAGCGGAAGACGGCAGCGAGUGCCCCGCCACCUCCCAGUGAGGAGGCUGUGUCCAGCAGCUCCGAGGACGACUCAGGGACCGACCGAGAAGAGGAGGGCUCCGUGUCUCAGCGCUCCACACCAGUGAAGAUGACCGACACAGGAGACAGUGCCAAAGUGACAGAGAUCAUGGUCCAGCCCAUGAAAGAAGUAUAUGGAAUUAACCUCUCAGAUGGCCUCUCAGAAGAUGAUCUCUCCAUUUAUUCAAGAUUUGUUCAGCUGGGGCAGAGUCAACAUAGACAAGACAAGAGCAACCAGCAGUUCUGUUCCAGGUGCUCAGAUGGAGUUAUAAAACUAACACCCAUUUCAGCUUUCUCACAAGACAACAUCUAUGAAGUUCAGCCUCCAAGAAUUGACAGAAAAUCUACAGAGAUUUUCCAAGCCCACAUCCAGGCCAGUCAAGGUAUCAUACAGCCUCUUGGGAAAGAAGACACUGCCAUAUACCGAGAAUACAUCAGGAACCGCUACCUAUGAAGAGAGCCAGUCCCAGGAGGGAAGACGUUUUGAGAAAUCCCCACUGGCGUUCCUUGUCAUCUCUCUUCUUCCAUCUCACAUAGCUCAUUUGCCAGCAGCCCUUUACAGCUGAAGGUAUUUCCUCUUUGCAUUAUCAGUGAAUUACAAGUUACAGGUAAUAAAUGCCUACGUAUUUUGAUAUUAUUACCUUUGUUUUCUUUUAAAUAUGCUUUGUUUUGAAAUAUGACCAACAUAGUAUAGUAUCACACUAAGGAGUUGGGAGUUGAGCACCUGCUGUGUGCCAGGUGCCAUGGUAGGACCUGGGAGUAUCACAGGAAGCAAAAGUGACCAAAAAAUUACUCUCAUGCACAAUGAAGGCAGUGUAUUUUUCUUAUUAGAUAACACUUUAAAAAUGUAUUCUGAUGGUUUUUUAUUAAUUUUUUGUUAAAAAAAUAAAUGUAUUACUUUGAAAGCCCUUGUUUGUAGGAAAUAAACCCUGAAAUAUUUAUGGAUUAGAGACAAAGUGUCAUUCAGCAAAGUGCUUUCUAAUAGUUCAGGGGGAAAAAUAAAACAAAAUAUUAAUAACUGAUAAAAUCUGGAAAAGAACAAGCAGGAGCCUUCUGAACUAUUAUAAUUUUUCUAAAAAUAUGGAAUUCUAUUUAAACUAAAUAUUCUAAAUGUAUCACUGUAUAACUUUUGUGUCAGGCAAUUGUUACGUGAUUUGACAUUUGGCGUCCACUCAGCGUUGACCCCUCAUGUGUAUAGUUUGUUCUUUAUAUAAUCAGAUGUAACAUGGAUAGCUUCCUGCAUUUCCUGGCAGUUGAAUACAAAUGAU